This is a messenger RNA of Carya illinoinensis, 714 nucleotides long. RefSeq names its product protein BUNDLE SHEATH DEFECTIVE 2, chloroplastic-like. Lineage: Eukaryota; Viridiplantae; Streptophyta; Magnoliopsida; Fagales; Juglandaceae. Gene Ontology annotation, cellular component: chloroplast stroma; protein folding chaperone complex. The coding region runs from base 38 to 430 and encodes 130 amino acids. The record is from RefSeq and is a predicted model, not a curated record. Gene Ontology annotation, molecular function: protein folding chaperone. The transcript has 5 exons.
UUCCAUCCAACCAACUUUUAGCUGGACCAAAGUUCCAAUGGCCUCUGCUCUGUUCUCAGCACCCGUUGCUUCCUUCAAAGCCACACCAAAACCAGGGAAUUGCUUGGGCUAUCACUACAAUAAGAAUCAUUUUCGAGCUGACUUGUGCCAGAGUUCAGCAGCCACUAAAUUCGGCAAUAUACAAGCUAAGGCUGAAAAAAGUGAUCAAAGCCCCAAACCGAAUAGCGUGAUUUGUGCCGACUGUGAUGGAAAUGGUGCAGUUCUAUGCUCGCAAUGCAAAGGUAGUGGAGUGAACUCUGUUGAUAUUUUCAACGGACAGUUUAAAGCUGGCGACUCAUGUUGGCUUUGCGGAGGUAGAAAAGAGAUGCUAUGUGGAAAUUGCAAUGGAGCUGGUUUUCUUGGUGGCUUUCUGAGCACUUUUGAUGAAUAGAAAUUAGAAAUUGUGUGCUGGAUGAAGAGUAUCUGUUCCACGCAUAAAAGUAAGAUUUGGUCCAUAGCAUCCUCAGAGUUAGAGCGUGUGUAUAUCUUUGUGCAUACAAAUCAGAAUUGCCUGUGAAACUUAACCUAAUUAGUAAUUAUUGAGGUGAGAGAUAUAUUUAUGUUAGUUUCUUUCAUUCAUCUGUAUCAAGAUCCUGCAACCUGCAGAGGCAGUGCAAAUUUGGAAAAGUUGUUCAGUUUGAUUUGGAUCCAAAAUUGACUGGAAUUUUUUUUUGC